UUCUUGUGUUGCCCCCUCCUCACUGACUGCACUACGAUUAGCACGGUCUCUUCUCACCGUGUAAUCAAUAGCCCUGUCUCCCUAGCCUGCGUGUCAUCCUCUCACAGCCCGCCGGCUGACACGUCUCCUCCCGCACCUCCCCGAUUUUCGGGGGUCUCCGCUUCAAAUACUACAGUCAGCUAAAUCUUUCUCUGGUACCCCUCAUAGUCUGAAGCAGUUAAGUCGAGAAUUAAGAACAUCCAUGGAGGGAAAGUACAAAGAAAUAGCAGAGGAACUGUUCAGUCGUUCCCUUGCGGACAGUGAAAUGCGUUCUGCUCCUUAUGAAUUUCCAGAGGAAAGUCCUAUUGAGAAGCUUGAGGAGAGAAGACAGCGUCUAGAGCGACAAAUAAGUCAAGAUAUCAAACUCGAACCUGACAUCUUACUUAGAGCAAAACAGGAUUUUCUGAAAAUUGACAGCAGCUCAGACUUACAGUUAUACGAAGAAGAGCAUGAAGACUUUGUGGAUUAUUUCUCUAAAGAGGCUAUUCUUGAAAGAGAAUACCUAAGAGUCUCCAUCUCAGGUGAUGAAAAGUGUGGGGUACCUUUCACAGACCUUCUGGAUGCAGCCAAGAGCGUAGUACGAGCUUUAUUCAUUCGGCAGAAGUAUAUGAAUAUUUCCAUGCAAAACUUUUUUCGGACUACUGCUCAGCAUCUGAAGAAGCUCAGUGGUGAGGCUUUAGACAGUCCACUUCAGGAGGAGAGUGCUGAUACCCCGGUUGCUGCAGAUGCUCCUGUGCAUCCUCCCUUCUCUGACCAGCAUCCAUAUGAAGUGUGUGAUCCCAGUACUAUGCCUCCUGACUUGGGCUUUGGGCUAAAAAUGGUAGAUGGUUUGGUACAUGUCUAUUCAAAGCACGAUGUCAUGGACACGCAUACAGAGCUGGAUCUCCCAUAUCUGGACCUUUCAGAGUUUGUGGCUGACAUGAACGUGCUGAUGGCUCUUAUUAUCAAUGGCCCCAUUAAGUCAUUCUGCUACCGGCGACUGCAGUAUCUGAGUUCCCGUUUCCAGAUGCAUGUUUUGUUGAAUGAGAUGAAAGAGUUAGCCGCUCAGAAAAAGGUGCCCCACAGAGACUUUUACAACAUACGUAAGGUGGACACACACAUUCAUGCAGCAUCCUGCAUGAAUCAGAAGCAUUUGUUGCGAUUCAUCAAGAGGGCAAUGAAAAAGAAUUUGGGAGAUAUAGUUCAUGAAGAAGGAGGAAAAGAACAGACACUGCGUCAAGUCUUCCAGAACAUGAACCUAACAGCGUAUGAUCUCAGUGUGGACACACUAGAUGUGCAUGCGGACAGAAAUACUUUCCAUCGAUUUGAUAAAUUCAAUGCCAAAUACAAUCCAAUUGGUGAAUCUGUUCUACGAGAAAUCUUCAUCAAGACAGAUAACAAGGUGGCAGGAAAAUACUUUGCCCACAUAAUCAAGGAAGUAAUGUCAGAUUUGGAAGAGAGUAAAUAUCAGAAUGCAGAGCUACGUCUUUCAAUAUAUGGCCGUUCUCGUCAGGAAUGGGACAGUUUGGCGCAUUGGGCUGUCAGUCAUAAAGUGCAUUCCAACAACGUCCGAUGGCUGGUCCAGAUCCCUCGGCUCUAUGAUGUGUUUCGAAGUAAGAAGCAGGUUAAUAAUUUUCAAGAAAUACUUGAGAAUAUUUUCUUGCCUCUGUUUGAAGUCACGGUGAAUCCGGCCAGUCACCCAGAGCUGCACUUGUUUUUGGAGCAUGUGGAUGGGUUUGACAGUGUGGACGAUGAAUCUAAGUCAGAACAUCAUAUUUUUAAUAUGGAGAGCCCACUGCCAGAGAACUGGAGAGAGGAUGAAAACCCCCCUUAUUCCUACUAUUUAUACUAUAUGUUUGCCAAUAUGACUGUGCUCAACCACCUACGAAGACAGCGUGGAUUUCAUACUUUUGUUUUGCGGCCACACUGUGGAGAAGCUGGACCCAUUCACCAUCUUGUUUCUGGAUUCAUGCUGUCCCAGAAUAUCUCACAUGGACUGCUGCUACGCAAGGCUCCAGUGUUGCAGUAUCUGUACUACCUGGCACAAAUUGGUAUCGCCAUGUCUCCCUUGAGUAAUAACAGCCUUUUCCUGAGCUAUCACCGCAAUCCACUCCCUGAUUUUCUGUCACGUGGCCUUAUGGUAUCCCUGUCCACAGAUGAUCCUCUGCAAUUUCAUUUCACAAAGGAGCCUCUGAUGGAAGAAUACAGCAUUGCAACUCAAGUGUGGAAACUCAGCUCAUGCGAUAUGUGUGAGCUUGCCAGAAACAGCGUUCUGAUGAGUGGCUUUCCUCACAAGGUAAAAAGUUAUUGGCUGGGGCCUGAUUAUCUGCAAGAAGGUCCGGAGGGAAAUGAUAUUCGCAGAACUAAUGUGCCUGAUAUACGGGUUGGAUAUCGAUAUGAGACACUGUGUGAAGAGCUGAUGCUGAUCACACAAGCUCUGCAAAGCGAAGAGCUGGAGACCAUCCCUGAAGAAAUGCUGUGCAUGGGCAGUAGACCGGACAGCCAUUUCAAAGGAGAAUUCACUGGAAUCUUAGGAGAGGAGAAAAAGAAACCCUAAUAAGAUCAAGGAGACUGGAGGGGGCGCAUUAGACAUGUAGAUGGCAACGCAUAGGGUUCACCAAAUGAAAGAACUGUAAAUUUAAAUUGUGUGAAGACUUUAUCAAUGUGAGAAUGCUGUAGCACAGAAAGCAUGACUGCUGAUAUCUCUUGAAUGCACACUAGCGUUUUUCUUUUCCGGCAUAGAGUUCCGUCCUAGGGGCUCAAUACCGGAAAAAAACUGAUCUGUUUUAUCCUAAUGCAUUCUGAAUGGAGAGCAAUCCGUUCAGGAUGCAUU
Molecule: messenger RNA, 2851 nt
Organism: Bufo bufo (common toad)
Lineage: Eukaryota; Metazoa; Chordata; Amphibia; Anura; Bufonidae
Gene: AMPD2
Product: adenosine monophosphate deaminase 2
Exons: 18
Coding region: 242-2575 (777 amino acids)
Biological process (GO): AMP metabolic process; IMP salvage
Cellular component (GO): cytosol
Molecular function (GO): AMP deaminase activity
Source: RefSeq, a predicted model, not a curated record